CGCGCGAUCCGGCACUUCUAGUCUCUCGGGCAACAGAAGCGUACUCUCCAUGGCAGCGCUGUCAGCACGCGGAGGGAAUCCCCGAGUUUCGGAUCGCUAGGCUGAGCUGCGUAGUUUUGCACCACCAGCAGCAUCCCUGCACUGCCUUCACUAAAUAAUAAGACGCUCCUAAUGGCCCAAUCGUGACCAAGGAAAGAGGUGGAGGGGCGAAAGUGGCGGCGUGUGGGACAUCUAGUGUGGCAUCCAUCCUAAUCAGGGACAAGCGACUUGACGUUCAUGAGACAGCCACCGAACGAUUUCGAGAUGGCACUGAGUGGGACGAUGCUGCCAUCCAUCUCCACCUUUGCCACUGGAUCACCGGUUAAAGAGAAGUCGGCGGGGCAUGCAGCUGCGAGCACCAGAUGGAAGGAGGAGAUGUCCCAUCUAAAAAGGCCCUGCGCCCCAACCAGUGGAGGGUACCUAGGACAAGAAGAGGACAUGCAAAAUCCAGGGAUCAAGAAGGACCAAGAAUUAUUGCUGGACUAUGACUUUAUACUAUCCAACUCCAUCCACCAGCAGGAACCACUGCCCACCACCUCCAGAAAUGUGGCCACAUCUCCCGUCAGUUACCCCUAUGCACAGCCCUCGCCCCAGGGCUCUUCUGGAGAUGUCACAUUCCCUGCCGAAUCUGCCGUUUUCACCAUUCCUGAUAUCAACGAUGUUUCCCCCUCGGGUGGAUUUGUGGCUGAGCUCAUGAGGACAGAACUGGACGAGGCAUAUUUGCCGCCGACCAGCCUACAUGGGAAAUUUGUACUGAAGACCACGAUGGAUACGGGGGACUACAGUCAGAACAUCAAUGUGAGCAAAAGCAUGACUGGCAUGGACAAUUCUGUGCAUUUUGUCGAGCAAGGGUUCAAGGAAGAGACUCGGAGCACUUGUAGUGUUACGAGACAAAUGGGACUUAUUCCAGGCCAUAGGAACAGCCAAAGAUCACCACUGGAGCCCCACGAUUUUACAUCCAGGCGGUCACUGGCAAAUCCGCCUGUCCCCUCUCUUGCACCAGAGGAGGUCAUGAACAGAGAACGCCAUACCUCACCUCAGGUUUUAAGUCACCCGCCACUGUCACAUUCCCAGGGCUAUCAUGCACCUGCCAACUACCCUCCUUACCAGCAGCAACCGCCACUCCGCUACCAAGGUCAGUUAUAUCUAAGUGUUUUUGAAGAGCCUUUAAACAUUCCCCAUUUGGUUCAAGGGUCGUUGCUGACUCCACCCUCUUCACCUUUAGAGAUCAUCUCUGCAGGGGGCGGCUGCUUGCCAGAAGAACCAAAGGCCAAAAGAGGUCGGCGCUCCUUUCCCAGGAAAAGAAUAGCAACUCACACGUGUGACUAUGCCGGCUGCGGCAAGACCUACACCAAGAGCUCUCAUCUCAAGGCGCACCUACGAACCCACACAGGGGAGAAGCCUUAUCACUGUGACUGGGACGGCUGCGGCUGGAAAUUUGCUCGCUCCGAUGAACUGACCCGCCAUUACAGGAAACACACUGGACAUCGCCCUUUCCAGUGCCAAAAAUGUGACCGUGCCUUUUCCAGGUCAGACCACCUGGCACUACACAUGAAACGGCACUUGUGAUCCGAAGCGACCAAAAAACACGCACUGCCUUAAGACUCUCAUCGCCCACCAUCUUCUGCCAGAGCAAAGGAAAGCUGCAAAAGGGCCUUUCGCCAAAGUCUUAGACCCCCCACCCCAAUGCCCCCCAACCACCACCAUGACUUGUCUUCCCAAGGGUGGCAGCACAGAUACUAAUCAUUCCAAAGACUGGCGGGGGUGGGUUUGGGGGGCUUCCUCACAACUGGAACUCACUCACUCUUUUUUUUUUUUUUGUUUUUCCUCUUUGACAAGACUUGGAAUGCCAGGUGCCAAAGGAUGACUGGAACAAUAUGGAUAUCAGGGCAAAAUCGUUCUUGUGUUUUUUUGUUUUGUCAAUUUACAAAUACUCUAUGCAUUCCUUUUUAGCCUUUAACAAUGCAGCAUACGUUUUAUUUUUGUACUGGGUUAAGAAGGCCGUUAUUUUUUUAAUGUAAUUUUUCAGGUACAAAAUAAUUUAUAGGAUCCUACUGGAUGGUGCUCGGUGACUUAAACAUGUUUGAAGGUACCAAAUGGAAGAGGACUCCACAAUCCUACUAAGUGCCACACACUAAAUCUGAAGGGGCCACGGAAACGUGUCACACGCCCCAGACGUGCUGGCUGAAGGGGCGCAGGACCAGCGUUGAGCAAAAAAACGCCGAAAAGCGCCGUGGUUCCAAUGUGCAAUAACGUGUACAGCCAUUAAACUAGGGUCAGUCUUCAACACAGAACAAAGUAAAACACUUGGACAAUAUGAUUAUGUAAUAUAAUUUGAAAAGUGAUAUCUAGUUUUGUACAUUUGUAAAUAUAUAUAUAUAUA
Messenger RNA from Erpetoichthys calabaricus (reedfish), 2422 nucleotides. RefSeq names its product Kruppel-like factor 4 (gene klf4). Gene Ontology annotation, biological process: regulation of transcription by RNA polymerase II. Gene Ontology annotation, molecular function: RNA polymerase II cis-regulatory region sequence-specific DNA binding; DNA-binding transcription factor activity, RNA polymerase II-specific. The transcript has 4 exons. The coding region runs from base 277 to 1608 and encodes 443 amino acids. Lineage: Eukaryota; Metazoa; Chordata; Cladistia; Polypteriformes; Polypteridae. The record is from RefSeq and is a predicted model, not a curated record.